Molecule: messenger RNA, 703 nt
Organism: Sesamum indicum (sesame)
Lineage: Eukaryota; Viridiplantae; Streptophyta; Magnoliopsida; Lamiales; Pedaliaceae
Product: protein PLANT CADMIUM RESISTANCE 2
Source: RefSeq, a predicted model, not a curated record
AACACGCAAUUAUCGAUCUCUGUCUUUCGCGACAAAAAAUCUGAAUCAUGGACUCCUCCAAAUCUCCACCACCCACAGCGCCACCCGCCACAGGCACUCCCCUGCCACCACCACCCCCCACAGCCCCUGCCGCGAGCUAAUGGCGGCGUCCCUGGACCGUGGUCCACUGGCCUUUGUGACUGUUUCUCCGAUGUUCCCAAUUGUUGCAUAACAUAUUGGUGCCCCUGCAUAACUUUUGGACAGGUAGCUGAGAUUGUAGACAAAGGAUCCACUUCUUGUGGGACAAGCGGCGCAUUAUAUGCUCUAGUAGCGUUCAUCUCGGGAUGCCCAUGUAUAUACUCGUGCUUCUAUCGGUCGAAGAUGCGAAAGCAGUAUAUGCUGACGGAAAGCCCAUGCAUUGAUUGUCUGGUUCACUUAUGCUGCGAGUGUUGCGCCUUGUGCCAAGAGUACCGCGAGCUCAAACACCGUGGAUUCGACAUGACUCUAGGAUGGCAUGGAAAUAUGGAAAAACAAAAUCAAGGAGUGACGAUGGCCCCAUACGUUCAAGGAGGAAUGAGAAGAUAAGUGUCGAUCAAGGCUAACCAAUAUUCACUGUGAUACUAACUCCCGAUUCUACUACUCAUUGUUGUUUAGUUGAACACUUAAAUUUCUGUAUGGUAAUAAUAUAUGUUUUUCGUGCUAAAUGCAAUUUAACUCAUGUGAU